Molecule: messenger RNA, 1624 nt
Organism: Ananas comosus (pineapple)
Lineage: Eukaryota; Viridiplantae; Streptophyta; Magnoliopsida; Poales; Bromeliaceae
Product: presenilin-like protein At2g29900
Exons: 1
Coding region: 64-1281 (405 amino acids)
Biological process (GO): protein processing
Cellular component (GO): nucleus; membrane
Molecular function (GO): aspartic endopeptidase activity, intramembrane cleaving
Source: RefSeq, a predicted model, not a curated record
CCGAAACGACCAAGACCCUACUUGGCCCUUGCUACUCUCUCUCUUUGUCGCAGCUGUGCGACGAUGGCCGAUGCCGAGCUCGCCGAUCCGGGGAGCGUCCUCGAUUUCCUCGGCGAGGGAAUCAUCCGGAUCGUCUCCCCCGUCUCCGCCUCCAUGCUCCUCGUCGUCCUCCUCGUGUCCUCCCUCUCCUCCCCCUCCUCCUCCUCCUCGUCCCCCCUCUUCUCCAUCACCUACUCCUCCUCAUCCGCGUGGGACGACCUCAAGGUCGCCCUGCUCAGCUCCGUCGCCUUCGUCGCCCUCACCACCCUCGUCACCUUCGUCCUCGUCCUCCUCUUCUACCUACGCUGCUCCCGCCUCCUCCGCUCCUACCUCGCCCUCUCCUCCUUCGUCGUCUUCGCCUUCCUCGGCGGCCACGUCUCCCUCCUCCUCGUCCGCCGCUUCUCCCUCCCCCUCGACCCCCUCACCUUCGCCCUCCUCCUCCUCAACCUCUCCGUCGUCGGCGUCGCCGCCGUGUUCGCGCCCUCGAGGACCAUCCCCAUCUCCCUGAACCAGGCCUACCUCGUCCUCAUCGGGGUCCUGGUCGCCUACUGGUUCACCCUCCUCCCCGAGUGGACCACCUGGGCUCUCCUGAUCGCCAUGGCCCUGUACGAUCUCGCCGCCGUCCUGCUCCCCGGCGGCCCCUUAAGGCUUCUAGUGGAGAUCGCCGAGUCCCGGGAUGAGGAGAUCCCCGCUUUGAUCUACGAGGUCCGUCCCGUGGAGAACCUCCCCAGAUUGAGUAGGAGGGUUUCGAGAGCAAGGACGCAUUUUGACGCCAACCCACCUUCUAAUUCCACCCCUGCUCCGCCCGGAGAGUCGCCGCCCCCCGAGAUGGCAGUGGUGCUCGAUGUGGAUAGACCUGCAGCAGAGGAACCUUCGCCUGCCGAUGUUAAUGCUCCUUUAAUAGAACAGAGACGAAACCACCCGGUAAAUCGGUCCGGAGAAGAGUGGCUUGAAGGGAUAGGAGUGGCUUCGUUGGGUUCGAUCAAGUUAGGGCUGGGGGAUUUCAUCUUCUACAGCGUGUUGGUCGGGAGGGCGGCCAUGUAUGAUUACACGGCAGUAUACGCUUGCUACCUCGCGAUUAUAGCAGGGUUAGGUGUUACUUUGCUGCUUCUCGGCUUCUUUCGUCAGGCAUUGCCGGCUCUUCCGGUGUCUAUAACUCUUGGUGUUGUGUUUUAUGUAUUGACGCGGGAAUUGCUCGAAGUUUUUGUUGUCCAGUGUUCGACAAAUUUGCUGAUGUUCUAAGAGGCCAACUCAUUUGUUUAAGAGGAACCAUUCCACACUGUUUUCCCUCCUGAAGGAUUUCACAAAAUCUCUAUCAUGUUCAACAAAGUUUUUGUGGUCCUGUGUUCAACAAAUUUGUUGAUGUUCUAAGACGCCAAUUUAUUUGUUUUAGAGGAACCAUUCCACACUAUUUUCCCUCCUGAAAGAUUUCACUAAAUCUCUAUCAUGCUCCUUGGACUGAAAGACUAAGAAGCACAGCUCCCAAUUUCACUUCAAGCUGAUGUUUAGCACUGGUUUCUUGGUGAAAUCUGAAUGCAACUCACAGAAUGGCUUAACUUGUUUUUCUGGCUUUGAUGGUUGAAAA